Messenger RNA from Exophiala viscosa, 663 nucleotides. RefSeq lists its product as uncharacterized. Lineage: Eukaryota; Fungi; Ascomycota; Eurotiomycetes; Chaetothyriales; Herpotrichiellaceae. The record is from RefSeq and is a predicted model, not a curated record. Bases 1 to 663 code for a protein of 220 amino acids. The transcript has 3 exons.
AUGGCCGUUCUUCUCCUGCCCGUGGUCCCUAUUGGGACCGAGAAAAACCAGCAGCGGUUUCUCUCCCUUCUUCAUAGUGUGGCAGAAGAAACAUGGAAGGAAGAACCAGACUGUCUGGGCUACUGCUGGCUGAGAUCCGCCUCGCCAGCAGACCUGCGCGUCUGUGGCUUCGAGAUGUAUUCCAAUCCAUCGGCCUUGACAGAGACUCAUCGAGCCGGCUCUGCUUACGGAAGGUUCAAAGAUGCUCUCAAGAACGAGAGAUUGGCACCGCCUCCCUCCCCCGACGACCUGAGAUUUUGGUAUCCCGUGCCAGGCACCCUUCAAGAGUUGACCAAGUCUCACGGUGAAGACACUCCGUUGACUUUCCUGGUGAGCAAGUACCACUUAGACACCUCUGAGAGACGGGACGCAUUACUGAAAGAGUUGGGUUCGGCACAUGGGAGGUCUCAAACCACGGCCGCAACACGCAUCGUGGCCACCACGCCUGACUGCCACGAUGUUGUCACGGUGCAAAUCGUGCGCUCGACCGAGACAGCCGUCUUGGUAGCUAAGAUGGAAGCAGAAGAGUCCAGGACGAGAGAGAUAGGGGUGUCGGUGACUUGCGAUCUCUGGCGAACAUCUUCUGUCGGGUUUCUUCGAGGAAACGUUCACAAGGGCAAUUGA